CUAGUUUACGUAUGUCUGGUUUCCCGAGCGAUGUGCCAUGAACGGUUUUCAUUAGUUGUGAAUUCUCCUCUCGAAUCGAACGUGUUUGGUAUAUUUCCUUGUGAUAUAUGAAUCAGUUGUUUGGCUCCACCACUCCUACACCGACAUGGGGAAAACCCACGUCAGAUUUUCCUUAAUUGAAUGUUUUACUAACAUCUUUUGCAUAGUGUCACUUAUCAAUAGCGGUGUUCAAAGCGAUAUAACAUAUCCCAGUCGUCCAGAUUCAUCUGUUAAGAAAGUAAAGAAUGAUGUAAUAACUGUUCCAUUGGCUGCCAACAUCUGGAAACCUUACACGCAAGGUAAUAGUCAAGCAACACCAUGUUUCGACGAGUAUUCCUGUUUGGCCGCAAGAUUGUCAGAUGCAGAGCGUCUCAAUUUGGAAGCUAUCCGCACUCUGCACGGAAAGCUAGAUGACGACGCAAACGGCAACAUUGACCUUUCAGAGUCUGACGAGUUCCUACGAGAAGAGUUGCACUAUGAAGGCGGACACGAACGGCGACAAAAAGCUUUCCACCGUGACGACGAUAUGCACAUCUCGGUCCGAGAGUUGUGGGACAUUUGGACCCGCUCUGAGGUGCAUAACUGGACCAUCGAGCAAACAACCGAAUGGCUGAGCCAUUUCGUACAGCUGCCACAAUACGUCUCGCAGUUCCAACAACACAACAUUGACGGCACCAAACUGCCAAGGCUUGCCGUGAACAAUGUCCUCUACAUUUCAGGCGUACUUGGCAUCAAGGAUCCAAUCCAUCGACAAAAGAUCGCUGUCAAAGCUAUGGAUGUGGUAUUGUUCGGCACUCCCAAGGACAGCAGCAACUAUGUUAAAGAUGUGACGCUCAUCACAUUGUUGGUCCUUGCUUUGGCCGGUGCUCUGUACACGUACAAAAGCAACCGGCAUUCUAAACAGCACCUUAACAAAUUGAUGGAGCAUAUGGAAAUCCUGUCCUCAGCAGAAAAGGAACUCCAAGAACUCCAGGUCAAGUUACAGCACGCCCGUCAGGAGCAAGACAUAACUCUCUCCGAGAAACAGCAGUUAGAGCGGAAGUUGGAGGAGGAAGUACGAGGUAGCAACGCCAGUUUAUAUCAACCCGACCCACUGGCGGAACUUGAACUCAGACGUCUCAGGGAAGAGGUUGAUAUUUUACGCGGAGAGUUGCAACGAGCUGAAGGUGAGCUGGAAGACAGGCUGUGCUGGACUCCUCCCGCGGAUCUCCAGCACUGGUUGCAGUUGACAUACGAACUGGAACAGCGUGUUUAUAACAAGAAACGGCUGCAGGCAGAAAAACAACUCGAACAAGCUAAAGAUGCCUGUGAGAAAUUGAACAGAAAACGGUCAAGCUUCGUGGCUUCCUUUGUAUCUACCCACGGCCGUGCCAUCGACGAUGUCGAUAAAAGCAUAUUGGAAGCUAGGUCGUCCCUGAUGGAAGUCAAACAAGACUUGCAGGAACGCACCACCCGUUGGAGGCAGAUCGAAUCGCUGUGUGGCUUUUCUAUUUCCACCAAUCCAGGGCUGAGCUACCUUGAAACUUUAUUGCGCAGCGGAUUAAAUUCUUCGCGUUUCGUCGUUUUCAAUCCCUCUCGUCACGGCGGAACUUUUGAGGAGGAUAUCGACGAAACGGGCAGUAUGGUCAGCUCUUGCGCAGCCCUGAAGCAAUUAGUAUCGACAUCAACUGUUGUCUUCCUCUCUUCAGCUGCCGGAUCACCCACCGCCACUGCUGCUGCCCUUCUACCCUUCUCGGACGGGCGAAAUAACGCUACUGGUAACCGCCCUGGCCAGCAUUUCCACAAUAGAAAAUAUCCUCUACUCAAGCGCGAUAGCAGCGUAUCGCUAGAAUCAGCAUCCGCCCUCAUAAACAGUUACGCAGGCAACGGACUGUCGUCCCAUUCGGUCUCGCUCUCAGAGUUACCCAAGACACCGACUGUGUCUGUGCCAGCUGUUAGUGGAGACGUAGUCAUCCGUCAGCGUUUGAAGCAUCGAGAGGACAGCAAAGAUUCAGCUUUCGACGGAUCGAUCGUUUCCGUUGGAACAAACGCCGAGGAUGAUGUCACCAUUCCAUCCCGCGCUGUGGCUUUAUCGAACGUUACUCAAUCAAAGCCCAUUAGUCUUCCUAAAAUUGAGUCUUCCCCUGGGGCUGUUCCAAAAACGUUACCAAUAUUGGAAAAGCCAGCGGUUGUGGCUCCGAGUCAAAAUGUGGAAAACGUUGGAAAGAGCCCCUUAUUACCCACCAAAUUGAAUACUCGAACUAGCUUUCCAACUAAAGCGUUCUCGCAAGACAUCCACGAUCCAACACCAGUUUUUAAGACUUCGCAUUCUGAGUCGGCACUAGAUGUAACCUACCAGAAUGCUAUGGCACAGCAGGUGGAAGCCGAGAGCGGACAAGAGGAAAACGUCUCGACUGAUUCAAGCCUUCCAUCCAACGACGAAGAGAGCCGCAAGCUCAAGAAAAAGCAACGAUUCCAAUUUCCCAGUUUCGUCAAGCGCAACAAGAAUAAGACCUGAUGGUCGCUCAUCAAUUAGGAGAAUCGAAAUUAUUUUUUACUUCCUCCUCUUUACGCUGUAAUUUAUUUAUUCAGUGAACCAAGUAGCAAAUGAGCCAAUGGAAGAAGCAACAAUUGAUGUGUGACGAGCUUCGUCAACGUGAGUUGAGGAGAGCGAUGGUUCUGCAAGUGAGAUCUAACGAGAUCUGUAAGAUCACCGCUUCCUUCUGUUUUCAAACUUCGUGCGCACAUUUUUAACCACCCGUUUUUCAUCGUGUUUUAUUUUCCAAUUAGGCGUUCGCCUUGUCGCUGUUUAAUAAAAAAAAAAAAUAAUAAGAUAAUAAAAUUCAAAUUUGUUCAAGAUAUUGAUAAAAAUAUUUUGUUAAUGAUGCGACCUCCCAUUUUUUCGUCUCUCUGGCUUCCACAGAAAAAGUAAAGUAAAACCGGUUGUUGUUUUGAUUAUUUGUACGGCUGUGUAUUGUGGUAAAUAUAUAUGAAUCUAUUUCUUUCCUUGGUUGAAA
Messenger RNA from Daphnia pulicaria, 3035 nucleotides. RefSeq names its product stromal interaction molecule homolog (gene Stim). The coding region runs from base 146 to 2536 and encodes 796 amino acids. The record is from RefSeq and is a predicted model, not a curated record. Gene Ontology annotation, molecular function: calcium channel regulator activity; calcium ion binding; protein binding. The transcript is spliced from 12 exons. Gene Ontology annotation, biological process: intracellular calcium ion homeostasis; store-operated calcium entry; activation of store-operated calcium channel activity. Gene Ontology annotation, cellular component: plasma membrane; endoplasmic reticulum. NCBI's taxonomy places the organism in Eukaryota, Metazoa, Arthropoda, Branchiopoda, Diplostraca, Daphniidae.